Molecule: messenger RNA, 1317 nt
Organism: Haemonchus placei
Lineage: Eukaryota; Metazoa; Nematoda; Chromadorea; Rhabditida; Trichostrongylidae
Source: the annotation of a GenBank genome assembly
AUGUCGCUAAAUUCGGCAUUACCUGAAAACAAUUGCAGAAUGAAGACAAUUCAGUGUAGGGCUCCACCCACGGCAUGUAUGUUCGGUACUUGUCCAAAUGGACAAACCUGUAUUCUGACUGGACCUGGUGAGCAAGUUUGUUGUCCGAAUGCUCAGAUUAUCAGUCCUGGACUUACUACUACUACUAUUGCUACCACAUCUACUGCUGCUACUACAACAUCCGCUUGUCGUGAUCUCCUCAAUCCACGUACAGGAGUAUCGGACUGUCCAAAUGUAGCAUACCUAUGUAAUAACUCCGUUUAUUACAAUCUUAUGACACAGCAAUGCCCAAGAACAUGCGGUAGAUGUCCAGGGACAAGUGCAACAGGAACAGGACAAGCAACUGUGGCACCUUAUUCAACAAAAAAGUCACUCAUACUUAGCCUUUGCAAUAUGUUGCUUUCAGCCUGCCGUGAUUUGGUCAACCCCACAACUGGAACUUCAAACUGUGGCCAAAUGUACAGUUAUUGCCAAAAUCCAAUAUAUCGUACUCUUAUGAGACAACAAUGUCCACUGACUUGUGGAUAUUGCAUUGUAUCUGCUACUACUACGACUACCGUAGCGCCAUGCCGCGAUCUCCUUAAUCCACGAACAGGUGUAUCGGACUGUCCGAAUGUAGCAUAUCUCUGUAAUAACGCCGUUUAUUACAAUCUUAUGACCCAACAAUGUCCUAAGACAUGCAAUAGAUGUCCAGGAUCACCUGGAGCAGCAACGGGAACCGCAACUGGAACAGCCACCAUUGCACCUGCUAUGUCAAAUUGUCGAGAUUUAGUCAAUCCGACAACUGGAACUUCAAACUGUGCACAAAUGUACAGUUAUUGUCAAAAUCCUCUAUAUCGUGCCCUGAUGAGACAGCAAUGCCCAAUGACUUCAGAUUGCGAGGAUCUGAUACAUCCACGAACGGGCGCUUCCGACUGUCCACAAAUGAAAUCGUUCUGCAAUAAUAGCAAAUACUACAAUUUGAUGACUCAACAGUGUCCAAAAACCUGCAACAGAUGUGAAGAAGCGGCCGCGACACCCAAAGGCUGUCGGGACCUUGUGAAUCCCGUCACUGGCCGAUCGGAUUGCCCAAAAUUGGUUGCAUACUGCUUUGACAACAACUACAAGAAACUUAUGCAACAACAAUGCCCAAAAACAUGCAGAUACUGUUGUCGGGACCUUGUGAAUCCCGUCACUGGUCGAUCGAAUUGCCCAAAAUUGAUUGCAUACUGCAAUAACAGCAGCUACAGAAAGCUAAUGGAACAACAAUGCCCAAAAACAUGCAGAUUUUGUAAUUAG